Messenger RNA from Venustampulla echinocandica, 2043 nucleotides. RefSeq lists its product as uncharacterized. The transcript has a single exon. The coding region runs from base 1 to 2043 and encodes 680 amino acids. NCBI's taxonomy places the organism in Eukaryota, Fungi, Ascomycota, Leotiomycetes, Helotiales, Pleuroascaceae. The record is from RefSeq and is a predicted model, not a curated record.
AUGGCUGACCAAUAUCCGAAUGGCUCAACCACCCUCCCCCGGGACUUCAGAUUCCACCAUGCGGAAGAGGGACCCCACACCCCGGAACCUAUGACCGCCGCACAGGAACCUGAACCACCUUCGCCUCCUCGCCAACCGCGUUUUAAAGUCAGGCGCCGAAAUGCUUCAAACUUGCAAGCCCCUACCGAACAAUUUCUUGCUUCAGUUGAAGCUGCCGAUAUUCCAAUUCCAAGUAUUGAACUGCCACAAUUGAUCACACCUGGAGACUCGGAGAUGAGAGACGUUGAUGCCACAGAAGACAAUAUAACCGACUCGGUGGGAUUCCUAGCUCCCGAAUUCCAUAACCCCCGAUCGGGCUCUCCACCGAAGACACCGAUGCCUACACGUCCUAUGGAUGAUACUUCUACUACUCACCGACCAAACUGGGCUAUGGGUGCUACUGCCUGGUCUCCAGACGAUUCUCUCCAUCGACCCACAUCGUCGAACUCAAAUGCAUCUUAUUUCUCCGAUGACUCGUUCUACAGCUGUAGCAGGGCCUCCCGACCUUCUGAAUAUAGCACGUGCACCAGCCCCGAGUCGGAUUUUGAACGCCCUUUCCAAUUUCCAUCGACCUCGAAGGGAAAGAAUAAGGCUCCCUAUCUUGGGGAAGCUACUGAGUUUGCAACCUUGAACCAGAACUUGCGUAGCAAGACACGAGCCGAUGCCCCUUGGACAAAGGCCAUGAACACUCAUUUGUGGUCAACCUACAUGCUGUACCUCCAGGAUCCCACUGUCACCCCAUUCAGAUUGGGCGCCAAUGUUGUCCCCCCUGAAGGAGUUUGUCGCCGGGUUGCCAGAGUGGCGAAGAGGAGCUGGAAAGGCCCAAAACUGGUGACUGCAGCAACUCGUCGAGCCGAAAAAUUGGGCUACUCAUCUCCACGCGCUUCAGACAAGAGUGGAAGCCUUACCCCCAAGGGGCCGACUUCAAACGUAUUUGCAGCUUGGCCCCAUUCGGCAUCUGCAACUCGAAACCAUCUCCGGGAGCUUUGCAAGGGCAAAGGAAACAGUGCUGUGCGACAUGGUCGUCAUCUACAAUCUCGCAGCCCUACGCCCUUUACCAAACCGACAUCCUCCAACUUUGCUCGGCUAUGUACUCCGGAACCACGAACCAUGUCCUCCUUCAGCACCCAGGAUAUUUCGCUUUCGCUGACCACUAGCACAUCCAAGACCAUGCAAGCCGACGGCCCCCUUGCCCAGCUAGCGAGCGGAAACUCGGCUGGCACUACACCUCAGGGGUUCAAACCAUCUACUUACCAAUAUCCGCAGUGUUUGGGCCUUGAUGGAACUCAAGAUAUCGUUGACAAUGUAGGAGAGGCUAGCCACAUUCGCAGAUUGGGCUCGCCGUUUGUUGCUCGUACGUAUGGCCCGAGUUCCUCUCAGCUCCAUCCCAAGGACAGUUCUUCUCCACUACCAUCCUCUGGCACCGCUGGCCCCUACCUUCGGUCACCUUUUCCAUUCGGAAACACGCGGUCCCUGAACGGCACACAGAAGAGACGAGCCCAGGACACAUUGGAUGAAGAGAUGAACCCCAACGGGGCUGUGGUCCGACCUAGCAUUCUGGACCAGCAGCUAUUCGGCAAGCCCUUCGGGCAUUCGCGUCGGGUCCGGAGUCGGGGAUUCUCGCUGGGUGAUGAGGCCCUCCGUCGCCGCGCUCCUGUCUCCCAAUCUUCACCCCCGCCCAAGUUCAACCUUGCUUCCAAUCCCGAGCCUCUCAUGACGGAUUUAGGAGCCAGUCUGCAAACCCCCACCUCGCAUCUUCUUCCACCCCCCACUGUCGAUCCACCUCGCCUCGGGUCUCCGUUCGCAGAAUCUGGGCCAAGUCAGACCUUCCCUCGCCGUGUACCCAAUGACUUCCAGGCCACGGUUAAGCGGAAUCCCUACGCAACAAUGCAUCAGACCCGUCACUCGAUCGAGUCUUUUGAUUUCGGAGAGGGCCCAAGCCUUCAGAGUCGCCUUGAGGAGCUUGACAAGAAACUCAAGCAUAUGCAGGAGCGAAAGCAGUAA